CUCUCCUUGUCUGAUCCCGCAACGCCUAGGUGUCGCGCAGGUUCCGCCUAAGCUCGUUAUUCAGCCGCCCCAGGCCCCGCUCCGCUCCUGGCCUCCUCGGCGCCGCUCCCCCGUUGCGCGCGGGCCUGGUCCCGGUCCCGGUCCCGACCCCGACCCCUCCCCCCGAGGCCGAGGGGGGCCCGCCGCCGCCGCCUUCCCUCAACCCCCGGGCCCCUGCGUGCCGCCGCCGCCGCCCGGUGUGUGCGGGGCCCGGCUCCUGCCGGCUUCUCCCCUCCCAGGCGGGGCGAUGGCCGCGAGCGCCAAGCGGAAGCAGGAGGAGAAGCACCUGAAGCUGCUGCGGGAGAUGAGCAGCCUCCCGCCCAACCGCAAGUGCUUCGACUGCGACCAGCGCGGCCCCACCUACACCGACAUGACUGUGGGCAGCUUCGUGUGCACCUCCUGCUCCGGCAUCCUGCGAGGUUUAAAUCCACCCCACAGGGUUAAAUCUAUCUCCAUGACCACAUUCACGCAACAGGAAAUAGAAUUUCUGCAGAAACAUGGGAAUGAAGUGUGUAAACAGAUUUGGCUAGGAUUAUUUGAUGAUAGAUCAUCAGCAAUUCCAGACUUCAGGGAUCCACAAAAAGUAAAGGAGUUUCUACAGGAAAAAUACGAAAAGAAAAGAUGGUAUGUUCCUCCAGAACAAGCUAAGGUGGUGGCAUCAGUCCAUGCAUCUAUAUCAGGGUCCUCUGCAAGUAGUACAAGCAGCACACCUGAGGUGAAACCGCUUAAAUCUCUCUUGGGAGAAUCUGCACCAGCACUGCACUUAAAUAAAGGCACACCUAGCCAAUCCCCUGUUAUCGUUAGGUCUCAAGGACAACAGCAGCAGGAAAAGAAACAAUUUGACCUCCUCAGUGACCUUGGCUCAGAUAUCUUUGCUGCUCCUGCUCCUCAGUCAACUGCUACAGCAAAUUUUGCUAACUUUGCACAUUUCAACAGUCAUACAGCACAGAACUCUGCAAAUGCAGGUUUUGCAAACUUUGAUGCAUUUGGACAGUCUAGUGGUUCGAGUAAUUUUGGAGGUUUCCCCACAGCAAGUCAGUCUCCUUUUCAGCCCCAAAAUACAGCGUUCAGAACGCUUUCAUCUAGCUGCAGUUUUGGCGAAUUUACUUCAGCUUUCCCUCUCCAGGCUGUACACAGUGGAAGUGCUGGAUCAAUGAAUGCUAACUUUGCUCACUUUGAUAACUUCCCCAAAUCCUCCAGUGCUGAUUUUGGAGCCUUCAAUGCUUCUCAGAGCAACACAACGGCAACUGCCCCCAGUAAAGUUGCAGUGAAUAAACCGAAUCUCCAGUCAGCAGACAAAUAUGCAGCUCUUGCUAAUUUAGAUAAUAUCUUCAGCACAGGGCAAGGUGGUAGUGAGCAAGGAAGUGGCUUCGGCACUGUAGUUACAGCACCGUCAGGUCCUGCUGUGUCAGCCCCAAGUCAGCCAAGUGCAUCUUCAGACAAGUAUGCAGCUCUAGCAGAAUUAGACAGUGUGUUCAGCUCCACAGCAACCUCUAGUAAUGCAUAUACUUCCACCAGUAAUGUUAGCAGCAAUGCUUUUGGAACAGUACCAGUGGCUGCUACUGCACAGACACAGCCUGCAUCUUCGAGUGUGCCUGCUCCGUUUGGAGCAACACCUUCCACAAACCCAUUUGUGGCUGCGCCUGUCGCUCCAGUGGCACCUUCAACAAACCCGUUCCAGAGCAAUAGCCGAGGAGCAACAGGCCUCUCGGGAGCAAUGCACUCUCACAUAUUUCCUCAGGCUCAUUUUGCGGCUACAUUUGGCACAGCAUCCAUGAGCAUGCCUGCAGGAUUUGGAACUCCUGCAUCCUACAGUCUUCCUACUAGCUUCAGUGGCAAUUUCCAGCAGCCUGCCUUCCCAACCCAGGGAGCUUUCCCACAACAGACUGCUUUUGCUCAGCAACCAAAUGGUGCAGGUUUUGCUGCAUUUGGACAGGCAAAGCCUGUAGUAACCCCCUUUGGACAAGUUGCUGCUGUUGGAGUAUCUAGUAAUCCUUUUAUGAACACUUUCACUGCAGAUUUGACAAAACGCAAAGAAGAUACCAAUGUGAGAUUUCUAAAAAUAGCUACAGCACUCGACCCAAGGUUUAAGAGUCUGAAGUGGCUUCCAAAAUCUAAGAGUGACGAGGUGUGGGGAAUGUUUUCAGAUGUCUUAAAAGAGCAAUACUCCAAUGCAGAAACUACAGAACCCGAACGACCAAAGAAGAAAGUCAACCUUCUGAGGGUGACAUCUGACUCAGAUGAUGAAAAUGAACAUGCGUCAGUCUGCUCUGCUUUGGAUAGUUUCUAUCAGAACCUAUUAUCAGUAUGGACGCAUGUCCUCUGGAAUGGUGGUUGAAGCAUGAAGGGACAUAUGACUCUUUAGCGCAUCUGGCACGUAAAUAUCUUGCGAUGCUAGCUACAACAGUGCCACGCGAAUGCCUGCUCUCUUUUUCAGGUGACAUUGUAAACAAGACGUGGCAGCGUUAUCUCCUGCAAAUUGUAACCAAACUUGUUUGUCUUAGCGAUUGGCUGAAGUAGGACUGAGUGGACUUGUAGGUUCUAAAGUUUUAUAUUUUGUGUUUUGAAUGCAGUUUUUUUUGUACGUAAUUCUACAUUUGUAAGUUCAACUUUCAUUAUAAAGAGAUUGCACUACAGUACUUGUAUUGGGUGAAUUGAAAAAUACUAUUUCUUUUGGUUUUUACAGUGCAAAUACUUGUAAUCAAAAAUAAAGUGAGCACUGUACAGUUUGUAUUCUGUGUUGUAAUUGAAAUCAAUAUAUUUGAAAAUGUAGAAAACACCCAGAAAUAUUUAAAUGGUAUUCUAUUAUUGUUUAACAGUGCAAUUAAUCACGAUUAUUUUUUUUAAUUGCUUGACAGCCCUAGUAUUAAGCUAUAACAUAAAAAGCAAAUCUUUCUUACCAAGGUAGUGACAGGCUUUUGUUUGUUUUUUAUUCCAUCCAGAAACAGUACUUUGUUUUAGGGUUUGCCAUGUGGAAAAACAGUUUGUGCAUUUGAUUUUUU
Messenger RNA from Caretta caretta (loggerhead turtle), 3041 nucleotides. RefSeq names its product ArfGAP with FG repeats 1 (gene AGFG1). Lineage: Eukaryota; Metazoa; Chordata; Testudines; Cheloniidae. The record is from RefSeq and is a predicted model, not a curated record. Gene Ontology annotation, cellular component: membrane; cytoplasm; cytoplasmic vesicle. Gene Ontology annotation, molecular function: GTPase activator activity. Gene Ontology annotation, biological process: spermatid nucleus differentiation; acrosome assembly; intermediate filament organization.